Homalodisca vitripennis (glassy-winged sharpshooter) is the source of this 847-nucleotide messenger RNA. RefSeq lists its product as uncharacterized. The coding region runs from base 59 to 691 and encodes 210 amino acids. Lineage: Eukaryota; Metazoa; Arthropoda; Insecta; Hemiptera; Cicadellidae. The transcript has 2 exons. The record is from RefSeq and is a predicted model, not a curated record.
CUGUCUACGCUGCUUCAAUUUAAGGCAGAGUCAGAGUAGCUUGAGCUUUAUUAGCACCAUGAAGACCAUUCUGUCUGUACUGUUGGCGCUUGGCUGUGUAGCAGCCUCUCUGGCUUAUGCGGUACCAAGGGACGAGGACCCUCAGGAGGAGAAGGUUGUAGCCCACGUCCACGAGCACACUCACUGCAGCUCACAUGACUCGCAGGAGGGCCCCGUGGAUGGGUACAACCCAGACGCCCCUAAUCAUCAGGUGUACGAAGUGUCACCCUCCCAGAAACUGGCAGCCGAGUUGGCAGGCAAUGAUAAGGACGAAUCCGAGUGCGACAGCGAUUCUGAUGAAUCUAAAAAGGACUCUGAUUCUGAUGAAAGUAACGAAACCAAAGGUUUGAAAAAAUCGUCAAAGGCUGAAAAGGAUAGCUCUAGCAGCGAAGAUAGCUGCUCUGAUUCGGAUGAAGACAGUGACGAAAAAAAUCUUCAAUACGAAUUUGUUUUUAGAAAAGAUAAGUCUAAGGCUAAACAAAAAGUAGAAAAUAUUAACGAUGGAAUCAAAAUUCCCGAGGAACAAUUCGAAGCGUGUGAGAGCCAAGACGUAACUUCUGCUAACCUAGCCGAAACCGAAACCAAAGCUGAAACUUCCGAAUCCCAAGCCGAGGCUUGCACUGAUCAACAAUCCGAAACUUCUGAAGACUAGUUGAAAAGUGAGAAUUGGUAUUAUAAGAUAACUCAUGAACACUUCUGGUUAAGACACUACCUAGUACAAUAUUAAAAACUUAAAUGUAGCAGCUUUAAUUUUCAAUUUUAAUACAACUGUACUUAUCUAACACAUGAAAUAUAAUUAUUUUAAAAG